AUCAUGGGGGACACAAAGCACUUUCUGUUACUUCUUCUCAGUGCUUAUGCUUUGGCUGAGUCAAGCACUGAAGUAACUGAUGAAGAGGCAGGAGUGGAGCCAUCAUUAUGCUCCUUGGCAUCGCGAUUUAAGAACUUCAGAAAAUAUAUUUAUCAGUACACAGCCGACAGCACAAAUGGCAUGACCGGCACAGCUAAUAUCAAGAACGGUCCAAAGAUCUCCUGUAAGGUGGAACUUGAUGUUCCAUUGGCAUGCAGCUUUGUCCUGCACACGACUGAGUGUUCCCUGAAUGAAGUGUCUCUCAUCGACGCUCAGGGUCAGCCAGUCUACAGACCAGCUUCUGGAACUGAGAACUUCAGGGCAGCCAUGGAGAAGAACCCCUUGAAUUUUGUGGUAGAACAGGUGACCAAUGUUUCCAUCUUUCCUGAAAAGGAUGAGCCUGAGAAUAUAGUGAAUGUCAAAAGAGGGAUCAUCUCUGCUCUCCUAGUGCCUGUCACAGAGGAGGAACACAAUAGGAAAAUGGUUACCAUUCAUGGACUUUGUGAGACAGACCUCAUCGUCAACUCAAAGAAAGACAUUGAUGUUGAUGUCACCGUGCUUAGAGAUCUGUCAGCGUGCAGCCAUUUUUAUCCUCACCAACUCCCCACAAGUCCUCUGUCCCUCCUACCAGGCAUGAAUGGACUCAUCUCUAAGCUCAUCAAAAGCACCCAGACUUGUAAUUAUCAGUUUGACAACAGGAGGAAGCACAUGACUGAGGCCCAGUGCACAGAGAAACACCUCUUCAUUCCAUUCUCUCAUGAGGGUCAGUAUGGUAUAUCUUCCGAGGUGAAACAGAGUCUAAUCCUACAAGACUCAGUGAAAAUCAACAACAGAUAUUUCAGCAAUGAUGCCGCAUUAGAGAGAAAGCUUUUCCCAGAAGAAGUGGAAGACAAAUCUUUCAUGCAGAGCAAAGAGGACAUUCUUACAUCUAUGAAAACCCUUAACGACCUGACCAAAUUAGGAAGGAACCAGGAGAGGGGACGUCUGUUCCAGAACCUUGUGUCUCAGAUCCGAGGCCUGAAGAAUGAAUCAUUAUCUUUAGCGGUUGAGGAGAUGAUGGGGAUUUCCAAGUGGCUGACAUGGCAGGUGCUGUUCCAGUGUGGCACCAGUGAAUGCACCAGUGCCAUUCUACAGAUCCUGAGAGGCAUCAGUGAACCAGCCAGAGAGGUGGAUGCCAUUGUGUAUGCUUUGGGUCUGUUGCCACGGGCAAACCCCCAGCGACUCAGAGACAUGCUCAGCAUGGCCCAGCACAAACCAAGCAAAGCCAUUAUGUACGCCCUUGCUAACACAGUAAAAAAAUUGCCUCAAGAUCAUGCAAUAGAAAUCCCCGAAGUGAGGGAGGUGGCUGAAUUCAUGGAGUACUUGCUGGAUGACUGCAGAGGGAACGAGGACAAAACCUUUCUUACGUUAAGGGUAAUCGGUGUCAUGGGAAAAUAUAUGGAAGGCUUUCCAUCUCUAAAAUCCUCUCUUGUAAAGUGCAUGAACCAGCGUGACACUUCUCUGUCAGUACAAAAAUCAGCCAUUCAGGCUUUCAGACUGAUGGAAGUAGAUUCAGUUGUGACUCAUGCUCUGUUGCAGCAGUUCCAGGACACAGAAGCACCUGCCCAGAAGCGUAUAUCUGCAUAUUUGAUGUUAAUGAGGAGUCAUAAGGUAGCAGAGGAGGUGCUGAAGACUCUGAAAAAUGAGCAGGACCUGCAGGUCAAGAGCUUUGUUAUGUCACAUAUCGCUAACCUCCUGGACACUGAAGACCCAAAUCUCCAAAUAGCAAAGGACUACCUUGAAUAUGUUUUGGAGAAAGAUGGGAGCAUCUCUGCACUGGACUUUACUAAGUUUUCUCGUAAUUACAAGGUUGAGGUGCCAUGGACUGGCUCCAUAGAGAGCAAUGUGAUUUUUGACUCUGCCAAUUAUAUGCCCAGAGAAGUCAUGUUAGCAACCACCCUUGAUAUGUUCAAUGCAGAAAUACUGGAGAUUGGUCUGGAGGCUGAAGGUUUUGAGGCAAACAUUGAGGCCAUUUUUGGUGAAAAUGGUUUCUUCCCUGAUACCAUAUCAAAGGCUAUAUACUGGGCCAAGGACCAGGUUCCACCCCAAGUUAGGCAGGUUCUGGAGAAAUGGAUUGCUCCCUUAAGAAGCAGCAGGAUGAAAAGAGAGGUGUCCAAAAACAUCAUGAAGCAGGUGAAGGAAAACUUUGAGAAAUUCAGACAAGGCCUUAAAUAUCUUGAAGAGAGCAAAGAUGCCCCUAAUGCGAUGGCCUACUUCCGGAUAAUGGGAGCAGAACUGGGUUACAUAAAGACCAGUGAACUCAAUGACAUUUUUGAAAACAUCAUCACAUACUCAGAACUUUUCCUCAGGACAAUUCCUAUAGAGUUUAUGAAGAGACUGUCAUCUGGAAUAGAUAAUGAGCUUUUUGCCCACUACAUGUUCUUGGACAAAGCCUUCACCCUACCCACAGGCACUGGCCUGCCUCUCAAGCUCUCUAUGGCUGGAGUCUUUGCACCUGGUGCCACAGGAGGCCUAACCUAUGACCGUAGCAUGCAACAGUUCUCAUUCAGGCCAUCAGUGGGACUGGAGUUUGUUACCCAAAUGGGCAUCUACAUCCCUGAGUUUGUAGCUGCUGGUAUUAGAAUGCACACAAACAUGUACCAUGAAAGUGGCCUGAAUGCCAAAGUCACAGUGGGAAAUGGCCAGCUUCAGCUUUCCAUUCCUGCCCCAAAAGAUAACACCCAGCUGAUCAGCAUCAGCAAUGAGCUGUUUUCAUUGACUACCACUAUGACCAGGAAGGUGCCCUCCAUGGUGGAGGGCAGGGCUGACUUUACAGAAUGCAAUCCCUUCUUCCCUGGAAUAAAGUACUGCACAGUACUUCACUAUUCCCAAGCCAGUUCCACCAACAAUGCCCCAUACUAUCCCCUAACUGGGGAGACAAGGUUUGCUGUGGAGCUUCAGCCCACUGGUGACAUAUCAGAAUACACCGCGACCAUGGCAUAUGAACUUCUCAGAGAGGGCAAGGAGGGGUACCACAAGACUGAUUCCCUGGUAGUUUCUCUUAAGGCCAAGGGCACCACAUCUACAACAGCGACUGCCACCUUAAAAUACAACCGUAACAAGAAUAUUUUCACUGGUGAGCUUCAAAUACCAGACUAUGAUGUUGAGGCUGGUAUUAAGAUGGCAGUCAUAGAUACCACUGGAAAGGAAAAAAAGAUGCAUGGGCUUACUAUUGAUGUAUCCAACAGAAAAAGCCUCCAACUCUCCUUAGUAGGACGUGCCAGAUUUGAGUCAAUGGAAGAUGGUAUAUUGGAGCUAGAGAUGGCUGUCCCUGCUCUGGAGAUCAAUGCUUCUGCCAGUGCCAGUAUAAAAAAUAUUAAUGGACUUGUUCUGAAACUUGAGACAUCCGUUAACAUCCCAGAGACGUCCUCUCUGCAAAACGCUAUCCUUAGAUAUGAUGAGAACAAGUUUGAAUUGGAGUUUAAGUCAGAUAUGCAAUCUGCAGUUACAAAAUUCUUUCCGAACAUCGAUAACUAUAGCAGCCAGCUAAAGACUUUUAUUGAUGAUAUCCUUGACCAAAAGGUGGCCAAAACUGACAUGAAUCUUCGGCAUAUAGUUUUGAAAGGUAUAGAGGCAAGUAACAUUUGGUUUGACAAAUUUGGAGAAGACAUUCCAUAUUUGAAGAAUCUGAGGUUCAAGAGAUAUAUACCAGAGUUCACAUUUUCUGUGCCAGAAAAAAUAUAUCUCAAAUCUGAUGCACUGUUCAGAUAUGAGUUCAACAGGAGGAAGAUAUUCUUCUCACUGCCUCUUCCUUUUGGUGGGAUAUCAUCUGCAGAUCUAAACAUCCCCUCUGUGUUAACAACUCCACCUAUUAAUGUGCCUUCCCUUGGUUUAGAUGUGCCUAGAAUUAAGCACAGAAUCCCCCCCUUCACAAUUCCCUACAGAUGGGACUUCUCCUUGCCUAAUAUUGGCAUGGCAGAGGUAACUGCUAAAGUGAACAGCAACUUCUAUGACUGGGAAGGCUCUAUCUCAGGGCACAAAUACACAGUUGAUGUUCCAAGAUACAUUGCUAAAUACAAAGUUAUGGCAAGCUGUCCUGUGACACCGCUUUCAUAUAAAGUUGAAGGUACAGCCCUGGUUACUGGCACUGUUGAUGACACCUUCAAAUACCUUGUGAAUGGCUCAUUGAAUCACAGUUUUCUUGAUGCUAGCUUUAGUGUCUUUGAAAGCUCAACUAUUACUAGCACUGACAAAUUGAAUGGCAAGGGAAUUUACAAGCUUGAAGCAACCAGCCCGUUUGGUCUUCAUACCUCCCUGUAUUAUUCUGUUCAGUCAGUUAUUGAAGACUUUGAUAUCACUACAGAUGGGAAUGGAAAUGUAGUCUUCAAAAUAGGCCCUCUGUUUGCCAACUCUACAUAUGCCCUAUCCUACACUAUUGACCUUCUAAAAAUAGAAGGAAAAGGAGAGUCUGUUUUAAAGUUUGAUUCCUCAUUCAUUCAAGGUCAAACUGUAACCAAGGGAAAAUAUCUCAAUAAGGAACUAAGCAUUGUGUCCAAAACAAGUGCACAAAAUGAUGCUUUGAUACAUAUAGGUGAAGUGAAGUACAAGGAUGGCCAUUUGGUUUUGAAGUCCGAUGCUACUGCUUCUGCCCUAGGCAAAGCUCUCCACUGUCAAACUACACUUGAUAUGACAACUGAAGAAGCCAGCUUUAACGUCGACAUCCAAGCAGACGAUGCAACAAAUCGAGCAUACUUCUUGCUUACUGGAACUCUGAAUGGCAAAGGACUUGAAGUGAACUUUGAUAACACCAUAAACCUUCAGGAUAGUCGUGGAACACACAAAGGUGCACUUACUUUGGGAGUGAAUGGACUGGACACAAGUUGUACAACAACCCUACAAUGUAGCUCUUUGACAUUUGAGAAUAUCUUCAGUGCUGGUAUUGAUGGAACAGGAGCCUUCAUGUCACUUUUAUCUAAAGGAUUAGCUCUGGACAACACAGCAGAGCUCAGUGUGAAAGGCAAAAUCUCAGACAGUGAAAUGUAUGUAAACAGCUUUUUCAAAGGGAAUGCUUUUGAAGGUGAUGCAAGAAACACAAUGAGCUUGGUUCUAAAUAACCAGGGUUUGAGCCUCUCCAACACCAUGAGAGGUAUCUUUCAGAAGAUGAGGACUGAGACCACCCAUACUCUGUCUGUAGCUCUGUGGACACUGGCAUUCCAAUCUAAGACAGAUAAUUUCAUCUGUGAUGGUACUUCAUACAACCAUGAUAUCAAGUUUAAAAUGUUACCUUUUGCUGCAUCUCUGUCCUCAAAUAAUAAACUUGAGAUGUUUGACAUCAGUGUCAGCACUGAGGGCCAUCUUACGAUAGAGCCAUUUAGGGUAGAUGCAACUGGAAGCAUUACUGGGAAAUACAUGGAGGAGAAUCCCAUCAAAAUCACUUGUGGAAUCAUCUUUUCAGACUUGGCUGGUUCAAUAAAAUGUUAUUCAACUGCAGACGUUAUGGAUUCACAGAUCAGUCACAAUUUUGAACUGGAAUUUGCCGGAUUGUCAUCUGUUCUUAACAGUGAGACUCGAUUAAACUCCAAGGCUUUGCGUCUUGAGAAUACCAUUCGUACAAUGGCUAUGCCAUUUAGCCUCACUGUUGAUGCCAUUCUCAAUAGUGAUGGUUCACUGAAUUUCUAUGGUAAGCACACUGGACAACUCUACAGCAAGUUUCUUCUUAAAGCUGAACCUUUUGCAAUCGCUGAAUCCCAUGACUACAGAGCUUCUGCCACACAUAUGUUGCCAAAUGGGGACUCAGUUGAAACCCAUAUUGAAAACAAGUUUGAUGGCUUGCUGAUACCCAAUGAGCAGUCUGUGUUGUGGAGAUUUAAGUCAAAGCUAAAUAAUCACGCAUACAACCAAAAGAUCAGUAUUUAUAACAAAGAAGCUGAUAUGGGAGUUGAGCUCUCUGGAGUGCUCCACACAAAUAUAUUGCAUAACGCUGGAGACUCUAGUGACAUUACAUUGAACAAUCAAGAAUUCAGUGUCUCUGGGUUCCUAAAGUAUGAUAAAAACACUGACUGCCACAUAAUUGAUUUGCCUUUUAUUGAGAGCCUUCCAGUUGCUUUAGAGAAAAUGAAAAACACAAUUAUGGAUAUUCUUGAUUCCCUUCAACAAUAUUUGAAUGGUUUGGACAUUAAUGAUUUGGUCAGACGUUUGAAGCAGAACUUGGAUGAAGUCCAGCACAAAGUUAAUGACUUGAUAAAGGAAAUCAAUCUAGAGUCCAAAUUAAACAUGGCCAAGGAUAAGGUGAUCUCUUUAGUGCACGACUAUGCUAUCACCCUAGAUGACCUGGAAGCAACUGUGGAGAACCUUAAAGUGGCUUCAGAAAAAUUCAUAAUUGACCUGGCAAUCAAAAUAAGAAAUUUAAAGGCUCAAAUCAAAGAUUUUAUUGAAAGUGGAUCCUGGUCAAAAAUGUUGUUAAAGAUUGGAGAUGAAAUUAGGGCCUUUGAUAGAACAUAUGAUAUUACCCAAACAAUCAUAAGAGCUAUCACUGCCAUUGAAGACAUAAUUAGUCAGAUUGAUGUGCAAAGACUGCAAGACAGCAGCAUGACAUGGUUGAAGGAAUUUGAUGCUAAGUACAAAAUCAUUGCAAACCUUCAGAAGAAAGUAAAUGAACUAAAGCAAGUCUUAGAGACGUUUGACAUUGUAUUGUUUGUUCAAGAUGUGACAGACUAUGUGAGCUCAUUUGAUUUGGCUCACUAUGUAGAUCAGCUCUCUGAUCACAUUCCCUCUGAAGACAUUGAAAAGGUGCUUGAUUCAAUGAAGGAUGUCAUUGUUAACUGGAUUGAAGAGUAUGAAAUUGUAGAUAAAAUAAAUUCUAUUUACUCAAAAGUAGGAGAGCUAUUUCAAAGAUAUGAAAUUAAAAAGAAGAUGGAAGUUUUCCUGGACCAAACAAAAAUUCUUAUCAAACAAUACAAAAUCCAAGAGACUGUUAAAGAAAUGGUAGGUGCUUUAAAGUCUAUUCCUUUUGAAUAUGUUUCAGACAAGGUCUUGCAAAUUCUGGAUACCACUGUUAGUCAAUUAAAAUCCAUCAACAUCCGGCAAAACAUUGGAGAUCUAAAUGAGUUUAUUCAGAAAAUAAUAAAAUAUCUGAAGAUGUUUGAUUACAAUACAUUUGUUGAUGAAGUCAAUAAGGAAAUCAGCAAAAUAAGAAAUUAUAUGAAUGAACAAAUAAAUAUCUAUGAAAUCCCACAAAAAAUUGAGGCAUCCAGGGAAUUUCUGAGAGAGAUGCAAGCUUCUUUGUUCAAAUAUUUGGAUCAACUAAAAAACACCAAGGUGGCAGAGCUUUACAGAAUGAUUAAGGAUGUAAUCGACACCACAGCAUAUAAGGACAUUAAACUAAAGAUCCAGGACAUCCUUGAAGACUUGAAGGCAAGGAUCAGUGACAUGGACAUCAGAGAUGAAAUCCUUGUUUACUUGCAAAAGACAAGUGAAUCCUACAUCAAUAUGAUUGCCUACAUCUCAACAUGGUUCGAAACCUUGAUUGAAAAUAUUCACAAGCUAUCUCAUGAUGAGGAAAAACUUAAUCAAAUCUUCAAAUCUGUGGAAGGAGUUCUCAGUUCCCUCAAGACAGCACAAAUUGAAAUACAGGCUUUUACUCUUCCAUUCACUACACUUCAAGUUCCUACUCUUCAGAUAAACUUGGCAAGGCUUCAAGAUAUUACAAUUCCAUUAGUGAUAACAGUACCAGCAUUCACAGUUCUAGAUGUAUUGAAUGUUCCAUCUAUCACUAUUGACCUUGAAUCAAUUAAACAGAAGAUAAUUGAAUUCAUUGACCAAAUUCAAAAGUUUGAAAUGCCAGACCUGGAUCCUGAGGCUAUUUUUGGUGAUUUAAGAGCUAUUUAUCUAUUUGACCUGCCUGACUUUACUCUCCCGGAGAUCAAACUUGUAGAGUUCAAGGUCCCAGAAAUAACUAUACCAAAACUUAAUCUGCAGAAAUUUGAGAUUACCAUGUUACCAAUUCCUGAAGUCAAGAUGCCUCAUAUUCCCUUUGUACCAUGUGUACCUGCUUUUGGAAGGCUGUAUGGAGAAUUCAAUUUAAAUUCCCCUCACUAUUCAGUCAUGACAGUGGCAUCAAUUCAAAAUACAACAAGUAAAAUCUUAGAACCACAGUUCAAAGCUACCUUAACCUCCCAGGCCAAGUCAACUCUAGAAGUUCUUAGCUACUCUUUGGAUGCAGGGCUUCAAAUUGAAGCUCCAAAAAUGAAGAAAAUGGUCAUUAGUGAAACAAUAAAAGCCAGCCACCUGGCUUUUACUGUUAAUCAUGAAGGUUCUCUUAUUUUCAGUGGUCCUUCAGCUGAGGUAACUGCAAAAACAACUGCUAAGGUUGGAACACAAAUAUACAAAGCUGAUUUAGUCAACACUCUAGGAGUUGCUCUAAAGAAUGGAACAUUCUUGACUAUGGACACAGUGUAUAACCAUAACCUGAAUAUACCCUCUAUGGAUAUCUCAAGUGAGGCCAUAAUUACAAAAAAAGCUAAGGCUCAGUUUGAGUCUGGAACCAUUUCUGUGACCGUAGAAAAUGUGGCAAAUGGGAAAUGGUCAUUCAAGCACUACUCUGAUGAAGGCAUACAUAAAAGCAAUCUAGUAUACAGCGUCAACAGUGGCACUGCAAAGCUAACCUUUGAUGGUGAAACAAACAGCAAAACCCUGAAAAUGAAACAAUCAGUCAAUGCUGAAUCAGUCCUUCUAAGUCACAUUACAAUUGAUGCCAGUGCUGAAACAGAGACUCCUUUCAUGAAGAGAAGCGUGAUGAAACUGACUGGGAAGGCUCAAAUGGAAGGUCUCAAAAUUGAAAUAAUGGCAUCACACAAUGCAGAACUGACUGGAACAAUCAGUGGAACCCUUUCCAAUUCUUGUGACUUUUUGGCCAUACCAUUUGAGAUUACUCUUGACUGCAAAAAUAAAGGAAACUCUAAAAUUAUCUUUCCACUAAAACUAACUGGUAAGAUUGAUCUUCAGCAUGAUUAUAAGAUGAUUUUGAACCCUGAAAAACAGCAUGCCUGUUGGGUGGGUCUGGCUCGAUUCAAUCAAUAUAAAUAUAAUCACAACUUAACUUUUCACAACAGUAAGAAGGAUGCAGGAAUCUAUGUAUCAGUGGAUGGUGAAGCUAAUCUUGACUUUUUGAUGGUCCCCCUAACUAUUCCAGAGAUGACUGUGCCAUACUUUGAUACAAGAACACCGAUGAUCAAAGGAUUCUCUCUAUGGGAGGACUUUGGCCUGAAAUACCUACUAACCACUACGCAUCAAUCUUUUGACAUUGAUUUCAAGCUUCAGUACCAAAAGAACCCUGACAAACAUAUAUUUGACCUAGAUCUUGAGUCUGUCUAUAAAACCAUUAAUGAAAAUGCUAAGCUUUUAGGAGUACAAUUUGAAAUAGGAAGGGACAAAAUCUUUGAUGCCCUAACAAAUUCCUAUAACCAAGCCAGGAUCCAAUUUCAAAAAUUGAAAAUUGACACAUCCAACCAUCCACCAAGGUAUUUCACUGUCCCUGGGUACACUGUACCAAUUCUGAAUAUUCAAGUAUCAGCCUUUAGAGCGGAGUUGCCUGCAUUCAGCUAUUUCAUCCCCAAGGAGGUUAGCAUACCAAGCUUUAAAGUUCCAAUGAUAGGUUUUUCAGUUCCCUCCUACACUCUAGUGCUUCCAUCUCUAGAACUGCCAGUCCUGUAUGUGCCUGAGACACUCAGAGAGUUGACACUACCUGCAUUCACAUUACCUGAUAUUCAGAACAACAUCAUGAUACCUGCUCUAGGAAAUAUAACAUAUGACUUUUCUUUCAAGUCACCAGUGAUCACUGUGAAUUAUAACGGUGGUCUCUACAAUCAGUCUGAUAUUGUGGUUAAAUUGGGAGCAUCUUCUACUUCUGUGUUUGAGUUCCUCAGAGGCAAACUUGAUGGUACAACCAGCAUCACUAAGAAGAGAGGGCUGAAGGUGGCCACAACCCUGUCCAUGGAACACAAGAAUGCAGAAUAUACUCAUGACAGCACUAUCAGCCUCAACAAGAGGAAUAUGGAGGCUUCUCUGGCCAAUGUUAUGAAAAUCAACCUAUCAGUUUUUUCAAUGGAGUUAAAUCAUGCACUCAGUGGAAAUACCAAGACCAAGCCUAAUCUUGCUUCUGACAUGAAGCUUCAAUACACUUAUAGCCUUCCCUCAAUAAAAAGUGAAGGAAAAGGAAUCAUGAAUCAUGAUCUUGCACUUGAGGCACUGUCAUCUUAUGUCUUUCUGGAGAGUUCUCUAAAACUAAAGGCUGGUGAAACAAUAAUAGACAAGGGACAUUUUUCAGAAUUCUUUAACAAUGAAGCAACUAUAUACCUGAAUGCCAAUGGCUUACGUUCUACCAUCAAAACAAACAUAAAUACUGAAGCUGAUUACGAAAAGACUAAAAUCUGGAAUGUUGGCAUGACUGAGACCAUUGCUGUUGAGGCUUCUCUUAGAAGAGUUUAUGCCACACUGAAUUACACAAACAAUAAUGAGUUGAAUGUUGCAUCUUUUUCAACCACUGGAAAGCAUUCUGCACAGGGAACAUUUGAGUUUAUUCCACUGAGAACACUGUCUGCUAACCUUAAUAUCGAUAUAUCACAGCCAUGCAACCUUGGUCUUGCAGGCAUAACUGAGAAUAUUGACCUUACCGUCACCUCUGACAGACAGAAGUUAACUUGGACUAGCAAGGAACAAUUAGCCUCCAUUAAACUUUCCAGUGAUCUAAUGCUGUCUAAUGAUGAAUCUGAGAUACAUGUGGAGAUGACUAAAUCCAUUGAAGGUCAUUUCACAUUUCUGAAGUCUAUCAAAUUGCCUCUCUAUCAGAAAACUCUGUGGGAUGUGUUGAAGUUUGAUGAUAUCACCAGUAUCGACCAAUUACAAUUCCUAACAUUUGCUACUCAUGUAGUGUAUACUAAGAGCAUGGAUGGUACACUGUUGGCACUGCCUGCAAAAGUAUUUGAAAAUGGUGUUGUUUUCACCAUUCCAGAAACUAUGCUUGGAGUACCCUACUGGGUGAAGCAGAUUCCACAGAAAAUAAGAGACAUAGAUCAGCGACUCGAAAAUGUUGACUUGCCUGAUGUUAUAUCUAUCCCACCAAUCAUCACUAUUCCAUCUUUUGAUGUACCUUUCACAACUCUCAGAGUGAAAUCCUUUACAUUAGAUCUACAAAAUCUGAAAAUCCUAGAUGAGAUCAUUACAGCUACGUUUGACAUAACUUUGCCAGGUCUACCAAAGAUCACAAUCCCCAGCUUUAAAAUUGACACAAAAUACAUGAUGGACAAAAUGGCUGUCUUGUUUUUGAAACUACCUCAAUAUGAAAUCACCAUUUCACCAUUUCCUCUACCCAAAUCGUUUACCAUUGGUAAUCACAGAAUUAGUCUGGAUGACAUCACAAAAGCAAUCUAUCAUUUUGAGAUGCCAUCCAUAACAAUCCCUGAACAGAAAAUUCAGAUGCCAGAGAUAUCACUUUAUCUGCCAGCCAGUAUAUAUAUCCCAUCAUUUGGUGCUCUCUCCACUACUAUGAAAGUUUCCACGCCAAUUUACAAUAAUACAUGGACUACAAAAAUGGAGAACAAAAAGCCAGGAUUUGUUUGCACACUCAAGUCUUCCUGUACAUCGACCAUGACCUUCCUAGGAUAUGACUUGGAUGCUGUUAUCAGCAUCUUAGUUGAAAAUGAAGCUGUGAAUCUGGAUGGAAAAUGCACCUUCUCCCACAAUGAUGUAAAAGUGAAUUGUAAGCAUGACCUCCAUCAGAAUCUCAGAAUGAAACGGAAAGUGCAUUCUGCCUCAAGAGCCUCAAAACACACUUUGGAAAUAGAUGUAACAAGCAAGACCUUUGCUGAUGUGAGUUUUCGCUAUGCCUCCCACAACAAUGGCAUCACAUCUUCAGUAUCCUCACCUUCAGCUGGGUUCAUUGGAUUCCAGUUUACAAGGAGGUCGCCAUCUCAGUAUUAUGGUAAACUUUUCAGUAGAUACUUGUCAACGCCUGACAAGGAUACUGAUCUGCUGAGUUUCAAGGCUACUCUGAAGAACUCUAAAAAGUUAAACCUUCAGACUAGUUGGCAAAUGAAUGGAUUCUUUGACAUGUUAAAUGGGUUUAAGGUCAGGCUACCUGCUAUCACAGUAGCUAUUCGUGACUUCAUUGACAAAUACCACAAAGCCCAUUUUGGCAUGGACCUUAAUCAUGCUGCAUUAAAGCUGAAGAAUGCAGUUUCUAACAACAUGGAUAAACUCUACAGUGGCCUUCACAGGACAUUUGAUGCAUUGCAGAACUCAGUUGAACUUCUGAGUCAACAGAGUAAAGAGAUGUUAGAGUGGACAAGAAAUAGCAUGCCAGAGAUUGACAUUCAGGAGAUGAGCAGCAGAAUGUCUAAGAAUGUCAGAGAACUACUUCGCCAUUAUGAAUCAAAUGUCAAAGUCUUACUGGAUGCUAUCAUGAAAUUCCUGAGUGAGACCAAAUUCCACUUGCCAGGUUUAGAGGAGAAGCUCACUGGCCAGGAGUUGUACAACAAGAUGAGACGUUCCAUUUCAACGGCAAUCAAGCGGGCCUCCAGUAGAUUUACCAGCCUUAUGGAGACUAUAGCUAACACCAUCGCAAGGUACAUCAGUGGAAUGAAUUUCAGUCUCCCAGGUACAAGUAUUGUUAUAAACAGCAAGGAAAUUUUGAAGGAUAUUAAGUCUGCUGUGAGGUCUGCACAUGAUCGGAUUAUUCAAACAAUGAAGAGGUGGGAAGGUAUGAGACUAGAGAACUUGCUCCAGAACCUGAGUGAUGUUAUAAAAUUUUGCAUCCAGAGGGCAGGGGAGUUCAUUACAUCUUUGAAGACAGAGAGACUAAAGGAACUUUCUGCUCAUAUCAAUGGAAUUUACACUGAAGCCAGCAAUAAUCCAAUGAUGCAAGAAAUUACCAGACAGAUUCAAGUUGCAAGAACGAAUGCAGCUGAGUACAAAGACAAUGCAAAACUGAAAGUCCAGGAGGUCUACAAUGAGAUCUCCAUGGAGCACCUCAACUCAAAAAUUAAUGAACAUAUUUCAGUCUUAGAAAAUCAUCUUCGUGCCCAUACUGAAGAUAUCAUUGAAUAUGCAAAGAAUGCUUCACAGCAUACACAGCCAUAUAUAAGAGUUUCCAACAAAAAGAUAGAUGUGGAUAUCCCUCUGCCUUUCUACUGGAGUUCUUUCAGUGAAUGGCCAAGCAUGACAUAA
Messenger RNA from Electrophorus electricus (electric eel), 13239 nucleotides. It is a transcript of the gene apoba, whose product is annotated as apolipoprotein Ba. Gene Ontology annotation, molecular function: low-density lipoprotein particle receptor binding; cholesterol transfer activity. Gene Ontology annotation, biological process: lipoprotein transport; cholesterol homeostasis; cholesterol transport. Gene Ontology annotation, cellular component: low-density lipoprotein particle; very-low-density lipoprotein particle; mature chylomicron. Lineage: Eukaryota; Metazoa; Chordata; Actinopteri; Gymnotiformes; Gymnotidae. The record is from RefSeq and is a predicted model, not a curated record.